CACUUCCAGACUGUUUCUCUUUUUAGUCCAAUUUAAAUAUCGAUAAUAAUAUCAGUGCACCAAUAAGCAAUGGAGACAUAAUUCAAACCGUUGUUUUCCGAUAUGAGCGAGAAUUUGUUUCAGUCUCUAGAAAAAUAUAUUAGAGUAUAAAAGACACUGCUUUGAGUGACACGUGUCAUCAUCAUUUGUGAUAAUCUUACGUUUUUGCACAUGAAACAAACAUGAUAUAUAUUACGCUACAACGAAUUGUUUAAGAAAUAUCAUUUGAACGGGUAUAAUUGUGUAUGAUAAAGGCCUAAAAAAAAUCAAUGUUGCUUAUAAUUUAAUGUAUGUAUGUACAUAUAAAAAAUGCAGUGUCCGUCGAUAAGUUUUAUAUUUUCUAAAGUGUUUUUGGCAUACAUCAUUUAUUCGAUAUAUACAUUAUCUUUAUUAUUUGUUGUUCCUUCAUGUGAAAAAGGAAAGCCAUGUCUGAAGUCCUAUCUAUACAAAAAUCCACAAUUGCAGUUAUAUAUUUAUAGUUCCAUAAUGAAGCAUCCAUCAAUAGAGAGAGAAGUUAAUUCUUUAUAUAUGCAGCAAAACUUUGAUUAUACUCAAACACAAAACAUUUCUCUUUCCAUAGAUCUUCCUCGUAAAACACAACAAAAUGGGACAUUAUUUCUACAUGUGAUAUUGGUGCCUAGUUCCCAGAAACAAUUCAAAUCUUUUAAAGAAUUGCAAAAGGAUAUAUUUAUGACAAAUACUAUUAUAGAAUUAACACAAUAUUCAGUACCUGAAGCAAAAGUUUUUAAUUUAUUAGGAGAGCAAGAUGUAACUGUCAGAAAAAAAGAAAAAUAUGUUCAUCCAAUAACGCACAUUAAAAGCAAAGUAACAUUUACAAUAAUGACGGAAGAUAUUGGAUUUCCUAAAGAUAGUGUACCUGUGGAACUUAUAAAUGAUUUAAGGAUAUUAAAUGGUAAUAUAUUUUUACCAAUUAUUAAUUAUGAUUUUUUACAAACUCGACAUCAUGAUCUCUUACAAAUAUCACCACAGAAUAAAACUGUUAAUGUUUCUAUUAUAUAUACUCCAAUAACUCUUGGAAAGUUAAGAUUAAUAUUACAUGUUGAAGAUUCUAUGCAGAGUUUGAAAAACCUUGGAUUUUCAGACAAAGAUAUAGAUGAAAUAAAAGGAAUUUUUGCAGAUACUAACAUAUACUUAUUAGGAGGUACUUUCUUCAUUGCAGCCAUUCAUAUACUGAUUGACUUCCUUGCUUUCAAAAAUGAUGUAAAUUUUUGGAGAAGGAAGAAUAAUCUUGCUGGACUAAGCAAAUGGUCAGUUGUAUGGAGAGCUUUUAGUCAGAUAGUAAUUUUUUUGUAUUUAUUGGAAGAAAAUUCAUCUUUACUUGUACUUAUCCCAACUGGAAUAGGCACUAUUAUAGAGUUAUGGAAAUUGAAAAAAAUAUUAAGAAUAGAAGUAAUUAGUUAUGGUGGAAUUUUUCCAAGAAUCCAGUUUAAUGAAGAUAAUAUCAAUGUUGUUGAGAAGAAAACAAGAGAAUUUGAUAGUGAAAGUAUGCGGUAUCUAAGCUAUUUAUUAUAUCCACUUGUUAUUGGUGCUGCACUUUAUUCACUAAUUUAUCAACAUCACAAAAGUUGGUAUUCCUGGACCAUAAAUUCUCUAGUGAAUGGUGUCUAUGCAUUUGGAUUUUUAUUUAUGCUUCCACAACUUUUCAUUAAUUACAAAUUAAAAUCUGUAGCUCAUUUGCCAUGGAGAGCUUUCAUGUAUAAAGCAUUUAAUACUUUCAUUGAUGAUAUAUUUGCUUUUAUUAUUACAAUGCCAACAGCUCACAGAAUAGCAUGCUUCAGAGAUGAUGCUGUUUUUCUUAUUUAUCUUUAUCAGAGAUGGUUGUAUGCUGUUGAUAAAUCGCGUAUAGAUACUGAUACUAUAACAGAGGAACCUAUACAUUUCAAAAAUACAAUGAAAAAAAUACAGUAAAAAACAAUUAUUAUAUUUCCUUUAUCAAUAUUAUUUAAAAAUACACAAAGGAAAAAAUUUCGAAAAUAUGAAUAUAAUAAGAUUUUAAUCUUUCACAUUCAGUGAAUAAAUGUUUUUUAAUUUAUGAGGGAAGGUCCAGAACUCGAAAAUUUAAACAAGUUAUUCUUUUCUAAAAACAUCCUUCAAAUUUCAGUCUUUUUUUGUUUUUGGUUACCUCUAAAAUCAUUACAGAUAUUGAAUCAUUCUAUAUAAUAAUAAAAAAAAAAAAAGAAAAUGUGGAAACGAUUACAAAAAAGUUAAAAGCAAAAGUUAAUAAAUAAAAAAAAUUUUUAAAUUUGGAAUUUUUUUUAUAAAUAAGAAAUGUUUUGUUCUUUAAUAUAUUAUCAUGUUUUGUUAUUAUUUUUUCACUUUCAGUAAAAAAACAUUUUUGAAGAUUAUAUCUUUCAUUCCUAUUUUACUACAUAAUAAUAGAUAUCAUGAGUCUUUUAACUAUUCAUCAUUCUUAGUUUUAUAAUGGUUUUCCAACAAUGAGUACAGACGUAAUUCUUCAACGAUUUAGAUGAACAAGGUUACAAUUUAAAGAUAAAAAGAUUCAAGCGAGAACAUGACUUUUUUGAACUUUUGAAAAAGCUUUUUUUUAUUAUGUUAAAAAUGAUGUUUUCUCGACAAUAAUUUAUAAAAUAAAGGUUUUUAAAAAAUUCGGAAGAGUCGUGUCCUUACAUAAACCUUUAUAUUUAAAAUAAGACUUUUUUUUAUCAAAAUCAUUAACUUAGAAAUUUAAUAAGUUUCCGACUGAUAAUUUUAUGAUAAAAAUAAGCAAAUACGUGUUGUCGUUCAUGCUAAUGGGUCUUAGGAAUAAUAUAUAAUUUUGGAAUAAUUUUAUAAUUAUAUAAAUAAUGUAUAACGUACAAGAAGUGCAAUAAACUAAUAUUUAAACAAUAA
Molecule: messenger RNA, 2910 nt
Organism: Vespula vulgaris
Lineage: Eukaryota; Metazoa; Arthropoda; Insecta; Hymenoptera; Vespidae
Product: lipid scramblase CLPTM1L
Exons: 8
Coding region: 349-1968 (539 amino acids)
Cellular component (GO): membrane; endomembrane system
Source: RefSeq, a predicted model, not a curated record